AUGUUUUCUUUGGUGGAGGUGUUCUUGCCAUUUCUGUCAAUCAUGGAAAAGUCGAAGCGCAAUACAUGCCUUCCAGCUCAUCUAUGGAAUAGCAAUAACCGACCGGAUGUGAAACCUAGUGGUGUGGAUUCGCUUGACAAGCCCAGUGGAGAGGAUGCAAAUCAAAAUAGCCAUUCUGCUCGAAUCCAUGUGCCCCUCCAUGUACUACCCACUACCAACGCGACUGAUUUACAGGAGCAUUAUAAUGGUCCAGUUAGUCCACAACAGACGGGUUGCAAAUUUAUACAAGAUGGGAAACCAUCUCGGAAAUAUCUCAUAUCUUGGAAGAUCGACCAAGCCGGACCUGGGUGGAUUGGCCUUGAAAAUUCUCCAGGAUACCCGGCAGAAGUAUUGAUAAAGCUCAAUACCAUGGGCAAAAAGCAUUAUGGGCAGUCAAAUCUACGAGCAGCUACACAUCCAAAUAUCGUUGACCUGCUGGAGGCCUUCUACCAUGGAAAUACACUCUUCCUUGCUUACCGAUACCACGGACUCGCCGUGACAUUAUCUCUUGUUCGUUCGAGUCCUCAUGUUUAUCUUAGUGACGUCGAUUUCGCCACAAUUUGCAGGAGUGUCCUUAGAGGCCUCCAAUAUGUACACGACACCCUUCGGAUUAGCCAUGGCGCGAUUUCGAGCAAAAGCGUCUUGCUUUUCCAUGAUGGAGAGGUGCGGAUAACAAAUAUUGGCUGCAGCAUGCUUGAAGGAGUAACACUCAGAGAGAGGGAGACCGAUCGGGACAGCGUAGCAACUCUGUUAGUUAAUCUCUGCGACCCACGGACGAUCCUUGAAGAAGGAGAAAGGUACUUGCAGGAUCCGGCCAAUAUAUCCGCAUACGGCAAAGACUUUAUUCGUGAACUAAAAACGGCUCCAUACUCUAUAUUAUUUCAGCAUGAAUUCUUGCAACAGGCACCACCUGGGGACAGGUCCUGGAAUCUCAAACCUCAUUAUCUGGACGCGAUUCGAUAUGGGAGGGUUCUUCCAGAUCGUAUCAACAAGGAUGAGAUGAAUCUUUUUGAAUGA
Aspergillus pseudotamarii is the source of this 1056-nucleotide messenger RNA. RefSeq lists its product as uncharacterized. The transcript has 3 exons. The coding region runs from base 1 to 1056 and encodes 351 amino acids. Gene Ontology annotation, molecular function: protein kinase activity; ATP binding. The record is from RefSeq and is a predicted model, not a curated record. Gene Ontology annotation, biological process: protein phosphorylation. Lineage: Eukaryota; Fungi; Ascomycota; Eurotiomycetes; Eurotiales; Aspergillaceae.